UCUCAAUAAAUAUACACACGAACGCAAUGUUAAGCCUCAUUGUAACUAAGGGGAAGCCUUGUAAGUGCUGAAACUGUGACAAUGUUCUAUCUUGCUCAGUUGUUAAUUACGCGUGCCGCCGGCAAGAAUAAUGUUAAUUUAUUUUAAAUAAAACCUUGAAACUAGGAUAUUAAUCAACAUAAUUGGUGUGUUUCUAUUCAUAAUAUAAUAAAAUUAAUUUUAAUUUACAAACAUCUUCGUUGUGAUUAAGAAAAAAAAAGUGCCACUUCAGUAAGUAAUUCCAACGGAAGUAAAUGACAUUAUAAAAGAACAAAACUAUGUUAUAAUAAGUGGGGGGGACGAGAUGCAUUUAUUAUCAAAAAUUCGAAUAGUAAAACUGAAAUGUUUUUUAUUAAUAACAAUUAUUUUGUCUGUGUAUGUAUUCGUAUCGUAUUUAUUUCUUGAGAUACGGUAUACGCGUGAAAAUAAAAAUUUAACAAGGCCUAUCUUGCGGUACGUCGUUGUACAUUUGGACCUGAAAGGUUCGCCUCCGAGCCUUAAUUAUUUAGAGGAUCUUUUGCCUGUGCUAAAGAAACACGGAGCUAAUGGCCUGCUUGUGGAAUACGAAGAUAUGUUCCCGUACGAGGGCCGUCUCGUUAAUUUAAGGGCGAAGAAUUGUUACGAUAAAAUUGAACUUCAAAGAUUUUUAAGAGGGGCAAUUGAAUUGGGAUUCGAAAUAAUACCACUGAUACAAACCUUUGGACACAUGGAGUUUGUACUAAAACAAAAAGAGUUCUACCACCUCAGGGAAGAUCCUACGUAUCCAGAUUCGAUUUGCCCAACCAAGAUUGAAAGCCAGAUGCUGAUCAAAGAAAUGUUGAUUCAGAUGGUGAAUUUUCACAAAAACAUUUCGCCGCUAAAGUUCAUUCACAUCGGAUGCGACGAGGUAUUUCAUAUCAAUAAAUGCUAUGAAUGUUCACGGGAAAACUUUUCCAAUACGGACAUAUUCAUCAAACACAUACGAAAGAUUAAACAAAUAGUUGAAGACAUAAAUCCUGAAACAACAGUACUUAUUUGGGAUGAUAUGUUUCGUAGCAUCAAACUGAAAUCGUGGAACGAGAUCGGAUAUUUUAAUAAGAUUCAAACCGUUUAUUGGGAUUACGGAGCUAAUAGCAGCGUUUCGCAUGUUAACUUGCUGAAAUAUCACCGAAAAUUUGAUAACAUUUGGAUAGCUACAGCCUUUAAAGGUGCUGAUGGGCGUCUAAGCACAAUACCUAAUCUGAAAAAUCGGUUUUUAAAUCAUUUAAGCUGGUUAAAGUUGAUAGCCAACUAUAAAUUUGGAGGUGAAACAAAUUUUCAUAGUUUUGUCGGAAUUAUAUUAACUGGGUGGUCGAGGUACAGCCAUUUUGACCCUCUCUGUGAACUUUUGCCCGCUUCGAUCCCAAGCCUGCUAUUAAAUUUGCUUCUCAUUCGAAAAUUCAAUGAAGGCCACCUAUCAUACAAUAAUGCCAUCAAGGAAAUGGAUUUUCGUGAUUUUUUCAACAAAUACCUUCAGACUGAUUUCAGUGAUAGUCUGCAUUGUGUAAUCCAUGAUAUUGAAAAAACAAAUUAUUCACCUUGCAUUUUUGAUGGAUGUGAACUUUAUAACUAUCUUAGUGAGUUUCUCAAAAUCCACGAAAACGUUAUAUAUUAUUUUGAAAGUGAAAAACACGGGCUCUCGUCUUUACAAUAUUAUGCAAAUCAGAAGAAUCUCAUUAAUAUGAAUAACGCUGUAAUGAAUAUGAAAUUGUGUAAUGGCACACUUCAUGAAUUAUUCGACGUCGAAAGAAAAUUACUUGUAGUGAUGUCUCAGUAUUACGGAAACGAUACCAUUGAAGAGUACAUUAACGCGAAAAUGCUUCAUUUGAAACGUAAAUUAGAGGGAUCCAUGAAAAUUUUUAAAGAUUUAAUGGGUAUUCGUGCUUUUGAAACUAGUUUAAAACACCUUAAAUGGGAUUCGACUGUCUUGGAAAGCCAUUAAUUAACUGAUCUUAAAAACAUCCUCCCACGAAAUGCCUUCGCUGAAGUCGAAAAGAAAAGUUGGAGACGUGGAAAAAAUGGUCGGAAAUGUAACGCUUAAGAUGCCUGCUGAACUUUUUCUUGUUCUUGUUGAAACUUCGUCAGCAGGUUACAAACAACUUGACGACUUGUUGAGAAUCUAAUUUUGGAUAAGUUUAAAUGAAUCUUUGCUCGGAAAACGAUUGUUAAAAUAAAUUAUAUUCCACAA
Messenger RNA from Bombyx mori (domestic silkworm), 2245 nucleotides. RefSeq names its product hexosaminidase D-like. The coding region runs from base 344 to 1999 and encodes 551 amino acids. The record is from RefSeq and is a predicted model, not a curated record. The transcript is spliced from 4 exons. Gene Ontology annotation, biological process: carbohydrate metabolic process. Lineage: Eukaryota; Metazoa; Arthropoda; Insecta; Lepidoptera; Bombycidae. Gene Ontology annotation, molecular function: hexosaminidase activity.